CAUAAUUUAUUUGUCAUAAUUGUGUUGUUAGCUUAUUUAUUUACGUGCUUACGGUUUAAAAUCAUUACAUAGUAAUAAUAUUUCAGUAAUCACAGUGUUAUUGAACACUCGACAAAUUAAUAUAAUUUUAAACACACGAAAAAGUACCUAAUAAAAAAAUUGAGUAUUCUUUUAAGUCUUGCCAAGAUGAGUAGUGCCUUAGAAUCGAACCAAACUAUUAAUUCUUCAAUGGAUAUAUCACAAUGCGAUAGUAAUGAAAGUAUGGAAACAAUCAAAACAAAACAAUACCUAAGAAAUUUAUUAAAGGCAAGAAUAUUUCUUGGACGAUAUCUGGAAAGAAGACUUAUCGAUGAACGCAUAGGGUAUCGCGAUAUUGUUCUUCUUAGUACUGCUGAAGUUGAAUUGAAGAACGACUUAACAGAGGUCCUUCGCAAGCUCCGUACUUUGUGUCCUAAAAUUCAUUGGAUCGGCAUUACUGACUCACAUGUUGUUGGAUGUGGUUCAUCAGGCAUGUGUAUUUGGACUGAGAUAGAUAAUCAACCACUGGGUCCCUUUUGGUUUCAGAUAAAGAGCUUAAAAUUCAAAGAGCUUGAGAUUAUCAUAACAUUAAAGUGCUUGCGGCACAUUUCCGAUUCAUUCUUAGAAUUGGAGCCAAUAUUGAUUGGUAAAUCUAACAAAACAAUAGAGAGUUUAGAUAAUAAAAUAGAAAACAGUGUAGAAGUAUUAAAUGAAACAUAUACAGAAGUUGUUGGUACCCUGAAGAAUGCAUUGUCAAUUCGAAAUGCCAAAGAAUUUUUUACAUUUUUACUAGCAUUUGUUAUUGCAAUAGUCACCGGCAGUGUUUCUUUUGUAAAUUUUAUAGGAAAUUUCAUUCUUGCUCUGAUGAGGGAGUUAUCCAUGUUAAUAAAAAACUCUACACCUAUGUUUUUGGGGCUUUUAGAUUUUUUUAGUAAAAUAGUAGGUGGAUUUUAUAUAUUGCUUGCAAUGUUAUUUAAACAGAAUGCUCCUGCACCUAUGGACAAGAGAAGUUUAGCACAUUAUGAUAACUAUGCUCAAAAUAAACAUUACAAUCGUCAAUUUGAUUAAUUUUAAUUCUUUGAAAAAGCAAUUUAAAAGGUUUUCUAAAUAUAUUGAGCGCAAUUUAUAUUGUUAAAUAAACCACAGAUUGAAUAUAAAAGCAUAGAUCUCAUUUUAGGAAUCUUAAAUUAUAUCAAAAUUUAAGGGAAAAAAAUCAUUAUAUAUGAUUUAGCCACUAAACAAUAUUUUAAUGCUAUUGCUAUUGUUUAAAGUGUAUUUUAAUAUUAAUUACAAAGUAAUUUAAAUAAAAGUGCAUUUAUGUAAAUGUAUUUAAUAUAUUUUUAUUGCAUAAAGUUUAUAUACUCUUUAAGAUAUUUUAUACAAAAAUGUUACAAUGUUGUAAUAAAAUCAAUCGAUUUUACUACACUUUUUGUUUAGCUUUAUUUUUCUAUUGGCACAAUGAUUACUGGUUUCCUCGACUCAGCUGGAAAAUAAAGGUGUUUUUAUUAAUGUGUAUUUUGUUUUAGCAAAUUUUAUAUGAUUAGCUUAACAUGAGAAACAAAGUUAGACUUAAAUUUUGUUAGACAAAAAAUAUUUUGUUUUCGACUUUCUCAAGGUAGGUUGUGACAUUUAUUCCCUAGAUAAUGGUUAGUAGCCAAAGGGCUAUUCCAAAUAUGAACGGUUUGGUAAGUGAGCUCAUGCUCUUAGUGCUCAACUUGGGAGGUUAGUUAUUUUGGUCCCGAAUGACGUCACACAAUGUAAUUAAAUUCAGUAGGUGUUAUGUAGUGCAGCUAUUUUCAAAUUUAUUAAAGAGUUCCAUUGUAAUUGGCUUAUGGUGCGGAAAAUUUAAAAAUAAAUUGGAUAAUAUAAGAAAAAAGGGGGGUUAUACUGCCCUAACGCGAGAUUAAAAGUCUGCCAAAAGUAAAGUAAGGCCAACCAGACGAGGUAAAAAAUGUAAACAAAGUUUCAGGAGUAAAAAACAUUUUUAUUUAAAUAAAUUAUUACAAAGUUCGAAUUUUAAUCGCUGUCAUCUGUACUAGACAAAGAUGAUUCGUCGGAAGAGUCCGAGUCAGCUGUGUUUAUGAUAAAACUAUCUACUGUAUUAUCAAUCAUGUUGUCAAUAUAGCUAUAAAAAUUGUCCUUAAAAUUCGAACGCAAUCCAAACAGGAAUGAACUUGUUCACAAAAUGGCGGACCAAAUGUUGACAACUGCGGUACUGUGCUUUCCUGUACCAUGAAACACACAACGACAGCUGUUGUCGACCAACUGACGCCAUAACUGCGCGUACGAGUGAUAAGGACAGAGAUAAUAAUCCCUCGCUAUCGCAAUGUAACUCAGUAACGGUCCGCUUGUUUACGUUUAUUAUCUCGUCUGGUUGGCCUAAGUUUAGAUUAGUUUUGUAAAGUAUAUAAUGUGAAAAUAGCGGCAAUAUACAUAUUACAAUGCAAUAACGGCCGUCUGGUGUAGUGGUAAGUGACAUGGUCACUACAUAAGGGGGUCGCGGGUUCAAAUCCCGCCAAGGGAAGAUAUUUGUAUGAUAAAUAUAAAUGUCUUUUCCAGGGUUAUGGAUGUAUAUUCAAUAUAUGUAUGUGUAUAAUAAAAAUCUUACAUUUAUUUCCGUUAUCUGGUACCUGUAACACAAGUACUUUACGAACUUAUCACGGGACCAGUUAACGUGGCGUGAUUGUUAGUAAAUAUUAAUUAAUUUAUUAAAAAAAAAAAAAAAAAAAAAAAAAAAAAAAAAAAAAAAAAAAAAAAAAAAAAAAAAAAAAAAAAAAAAAAAAAAAAAAAAAAAAAAAAAAAAAAAAAAAAAAAUUAAA
Bombyx mori (domestic silkworm) is the source of this 2837-nucleotide messenger RNA. RefSeq lists its product as uncharacterized. The coding region runs from base 187 to 1086 and encodes 299 amino acids. The record is from RefSeq and is a predicted model, not a curated record. The transcript has a single exon. NCBI's taxonomy places the organism in Eukaryota, Metazoa, Arthropoda, Insecta, Lepidoptera, Bombycidae.